AUGGUAACAAUAAAUAAUGAUAACAAUUAUGAUAGUGAAGUUCCUUCAGUUAUUGAUAAUAUAAAAUUAUUAAUUGAUCGUUAUAAUCAAAAGAAAAUACAGCGAAAAUAUGUAAAAAGAAAAUUAAUUUUCUAUGCCCAAACGUCAGGCUUCAAAAAUAACGUCUAUCGAAAACAAGCAUGGGAUUUAAUAGUUGACACUCCAUCUUAUGAUUAUUCAAUAGAUCAAAAUUUAAUUGAGUCACAUCAAUAUUAUGAACAAAUCAAAAUGGACGUUAUAAGAACGUUGAAAAGAUUUCCACCGGAUUAUUCUGAUUCUGAAAGAAGUGACUUACAAGACGAUCUUAUUCUUAUUAUAACAAAAGUUUUACUGAAACAUGAAGAACUACAUUAUUAUCAAGGUUAUCAUGAUAUUUCGUUAACGUUUUUACUUGUACUUGGAGAGAAAUUAAGUCUUCCAGUGAUCGAUUCUAUUACCAUGUCACAUUUAAAAUAUUUUAUGGAACCAACAAUGGAAAAAACUCGCGAUUCUCUAGCAUACUUAAUGCCACUGAUUAAUUGUGUCAACAGUGAAUGUGCCGAAUAUAUGGAAAGAGGUGAUACUGGGCAUGUAAUAUUUGCUCUACCUUGGUUUAUCACGUGGUAUUCGCAUGUAUUAGAUGACCUAUCUGUAAUUCUUCGACUUUAUGAUCUCUUCAUUGUCUCACAUUAUCUUAUGCCCAUUUAUGUUGCUGCUGAAAUUGUAAAUUAUUACGCUGAUGAAGUUCUCUCAAAAAAUUGUGAAAUGUCAUGUUUACAUCAAUAUUUAUCGUAUUUACCAACUGAAAUCGAUGAAAAUACGUGGGAAGAAAUUAUUAGACGAGCUUUAUAUCUAUUUGAAAAUCAUCCUCCAGAUACACUCGAGAAUUUAAAUCAUGAGUGGAAAAUCAAAUGUGAAUAUAUGGAACAUUCUUCUGACAAAUUCAUAACUCGACAAACUUUUAAUAAAAAUAACAAUUAUAAUAAUCAACAAAGUUUAUCAAAAAAACCAAGUACUUUAUCACGUAUUGCUUUUUGGGGUGUGACAAUAGCAAUCGGUGGUUUAGCUAUUUAUGUUUGGAAUCAAACACAAUUAAUAGACUCAUCUAAAUACAUUAGCUUAGGAGAUUUUCUUAAUCAAUUGUAUCGAACAUAA
Rotaria socialis is the source of this 1173-nucleotide messenger RNA. Lineage: Eukaryota; Metazoa; Rotifera; Eurotatoria; Philodinida; Philodinidae. The record is from the annotation of a GenBank genome assembly.